CCAUGUGUGGAUUUCUACUCUCCAAAAUCACGCCACAAGCUGCUGGAAACAGUGAUGGAGAAAGACUGCUGGCUGCUUUCCUGCGCGCGAAAAAGUAAGGUUUGGUUACCUUCCCUUGUCUGGAAAAGUCCUCUUAAAUGUUAUCGAGGAGUGUGAUUUGGCGAGGAAAUGUGGUGCCUGACUUCGAAUCUGAAACAAGUGGGCUUAUCUCAAAGCCAUGAGUAAAGGAGGUAUGGGUCGCAAAGAUGUGCUACGCCAAACGCUCGUCCUGUCCCUCCUUUGCGCCCAGACCCUGGGACAGGUGUUCAACCUGACGCUCUCCGUGAAGGAGGGCCUGCCCGCUCGAACUAUUGUUGGGGAUCUGGGAGCGGGGUUAAGCAGGCCAAGCACCGGAUUCUUCAUCUCAGAGAGCAGAGACUCUUACGUGUUCAGAGAUUUGGAGAUAGAUGCAGACACGGGGAUCAUCUCUACAGCCGUGGUCCUGGACAGAGAGAGCAGAGAUAGGUACGAGUUUGUGGCAGCCACUCUUACAGGAGAGAUGAUAAAAGUGAGAAUCGAGGUGAAAGAUGUGAAUGACCACUCACCUGUAUUUGCCUCCGAGGAUGUUUACUUGGAAAUAUCAGAGCUGAGCCCUCUAGGGAGUCGAUUUCAGCUGGAUGGUGCCAAAGAUGAGGACGAGGGGGAGCUUGGUACCCAGGGAUACAGGAUCGUGGAGAGCGAGAUGGGGGAGUUGUUCCAAUUGGAGUAUCGCUAUGGAUCUGAAAGCCUGGAUCUCAUCCUCUCAAGGAAACUAGACAGAGAAACAAAAGACUCAUACACACUCGUCCUUGAGGCUUUCGAUGGCGGCAUCCCAGCCAGGACGGGGGUUCUCCAGGUAAACAUCAAAGUUCUGGAUGAGAACGACAACCCUCCUGUGUUCAACCAGACUGAAUAUCACGCCUCUCUUCCUGAAAAUGCUCCAGUGAUGUCUGCAGUGUGUCAGGUUCAAGCCACCGACCUCGAUCUGGGCGAGAACUCAAGGAUAACUUACGAGAUCAACAGGCGACAGAGUGACCCUAAUGAGGUGUUCUCCAUCAACGCAACCAGCGGGUUGGUGUAUCUGAACAAGCCGCUCGAUUACGAGACCCAUUCGUUCCAUGAGUUGAUCAUCAGCGCGAAAGACAACGGGGCUCAGCCUGAGUACAGCAGCACUUUUGUGGGGGUGAAGGUGCUUAACAUCAAUGAUAACAGCCCAAUCAUCAACGUGCUGUUUCUCAGUGAGACAGGGGAGUCUGUGGUGUCAGAGGCAGCAGCGAUUGGGGACUAUGUGGCUCGGAUUUCUGUGUCAGACCCAGACUUUGAGGAGGAGAAGGUCAUUGUGACUCUGGAGGGAGGUGAUGGGAAGUUUACCUUGAAGCAGACAGAUGAUUUUCUCUACGCUUUGUGUGUCACCGCAGAGCUGGACAGGGAAGAGAAGGAACUGUAUGAGCUCAAGGUGCACGCAUCAGAUGUUGGGAGUCCAUCUCUAAGCAGCGAGAUGGUCUUUCUCCUAAAGGUGGUCGACACCAACGACUGCCAUCCAGAUUUCGAUAAGAAUGUUUACACUGUCCGUAUCCCAGAGGACGCUUCUCUGGGGAGCUCGAUCAUCCAGAUGCAGGCCAGAGAUGCAGACGAGGGCCUCAACGCAGAGGUCAGAUACUCCAUUCUCAAGUCCAGCCAGGACCGCCUGAUCAGCAUCGACCCCGAGUCGGGCCUUGUUACGACAGCUGCGGCUCUAGACAGAGAGACACAGGCAGAGAUAUGGUUCCUAGUGGUGGCGGUUGAUGGAGGGGAGCCGGCGCUGUCUUCUACGACCACAGUUACAGUGCAGGUGGAGGACGUCAAUGACAACGAGCCAGUGUUCCAGCAGCAGCUGUACAACGUUUCCAUUCCAGAGCACAGCGACAUUGGGAGCUGCUUUCUACAAGUUGUUGCCACAGAUGCAGACAGUCGUGAGUUCGGCUCGCUGCUUUACUCUCUGUCUGAUGGCUUUGACAAGCAGGACAAACAUCCUCUCUUCAAAAUCCACCAAGACACCGGAGAGCUGUGUGUGUCCCAGGAUAUCGAUCGAGACUCGGGACAGACGGUCCACGACAUCCUGAUCAAAGCUGAAGAUCCGGGAGGCCUGAGCGCUCAAACCUACGUGCACAUUGAGGUAGCAGACCUGAAUGAUAACACUCCAGUGUUUGACCCUGACAAGUACACCAUGAGCAUCAGCAGCCACACGCAGCCCAGCACAGAAAUUCUCAACGUCAUCGCAACUGACCAAGACUCUGGACGCUUUGGACACGUCACCUACAGCAUCCUACCUGGUGACAUGUCCAGUUUGUUUGCACUGGAUAAACACACAGGAAUGCUCUACCUGACCUCCUCUCUGACCCACCUGGGUGCAGCCAGUGUGAAGCUCUCAAUAACAGCCCAGGAUGGCGAGGGUUUGACCUCUGUCCAGCCUGCAGAGGUCACCAUCAACGUUUUACGCAGCACUCAGGCUCCAGCUAUGUUCCAGAGGUCACGUUACUCCUUCACGGUGUCUGAGGACGCUCCGCCAUGGACCUCUGUGGGGGCCGUGGAGGCUGUAAACCCAGCAGACUCCAUGGACUCAGUGUCGUACAGAAUCUCCUCCGGAGACCCUCAGGGUUUGUUUUUUGUCCAUCCAAAGUCCGGCCUGAUCAGCAACAUCAAACCUCUGGACCACGAGUCUCAGCCGUACGUCCUGCUGGUUCUUCAGUCCUACACUGACUCCUCUCCAGUUUACAGCACCACGCAGGUCAACAUAACUAUCACUGACAUCAAUGACAACGCUCCUGUGUUCCCCGAAGUCAGAGACACCAUCACGUUGUCUCAAAACACACUCCCAGGGACCGUGCUGUUCAUCGCUCAUGCACACGACGACGACAGCGGAGCAAACGGGAGGGUGCAGUAUUACCUGAGAAGCAGCAGAAAUGGUUUGUUCGACAUUGAUAGAAACCUGGGCACAGUGACACUAAAUCAGCGUUUACAGGUGGAUCAUCAGCAGAGCUAUAGCCUUGAAAUCCUGGCUAAAGAUGAAGGAGAACCUUCUCUCAGCUCCACACUGACCCUCACUGUCAAUGUUGACCGCACUGCAAAUGAACACAACCUCGCCUUUGAGACGUUGGUCUAUCAGGUGGAGAUCGGUGAGGGCUACAGGAAACAUUCCAGGGUCAUCCAGGUGAGGGCCCAUAAGAGCCGGGGGGCUCAUAUGCCAAACUCAGGAAUCACGUAUUCCAUGGAGGGAGACGCCGGAUUUCCUCCUGCUCCGUUUCGGGUUCACCCAAAGACUGGGUGGCUGUAUCUCUCUGAAAGCCUCGAUUACGAGACAGAAUCUGUGUUUCGCUUUCGAGUGUUGGCGACAUCCAGGGAGGCGUCGCUGGCAAACAUGACAGCGACAGCCACGGUGACAGUGCUGGUGCUGGACGUCAACGACAACGCCCCCGUUUUCAGCAGGGAGGUGUACUACUUCACAGUGUCAGAGGGGGCGUCGCCUGAAGGCCUGGUGGGAACAGUGAAAGCUGUGGACAAAGAUUCUGGGAAAAAUGCACAAUUAUCCUUCCUACUGCUCUCAGAUGGGAAGUUCUUUCGAAUCAAUGCAAAAACAGGUGAGAUCAUAAACUGGGUGGCUCUAGACCGGGAGCAGCACGGCCAGCACAGUCUGAAGGUGAUGGUGACAGAUCAGGGACACCCUCGUCUCAACGCCACUGCCUCCGUUCACAUCCUGGUCACCGACAUCAAUGACAACGCUCCUCAGUUUACGCACCUGCCUGCCAGCAAGGAGCUCAACGUUCAGAUAUGGGCAGGUCUACCUGCAGGAUCCUUGGUGACAAACAUGUUUGCCAAAGACUUUGAUGCAGGAGAAAAUGGAAGCGUCACCUUCUCGCUGCACACAGUUGGUUUAGAGGAUGAAGGUGUUGGACACUUUGAGAUCGACAGUGAAAAUGGAGACAUCAGGACAACAGAAGGUUUCACACACGGAGCUGAAACCUACUACACUCUGAAAAUAACUGCCAGGGACGGCGGAGUCCCACCUCAAGAAGACACUGCAGUCAUCCAUGUACAGGUUCAGGGAUUGGAGGCUCUGUAUGGCCUUUCAGAACACCAAAUUGUGAGGCGUUUAACUGUGAAAGAGGACACUGAGCCGGGGACUGUUGUCGGCUCUGCCAGCGUUUCAGAUAAAGGCAGACUCCAGUAUUCCAUAUCUGAGGGUGAUGGGAGCAUUCACUUUGGUAUUGACAGCACCACUGGUGACAUUUACAUCAACCAGCCGCUGGACUACGAGUCAGCAGGGCAGUACUUCCUCCUGGUUCAAGCUGAAGACAUGACACUGGCUCCUGGAGUGAACGUGUCUGUGCUGGUGAAUGUGAUAGUGGAGGACGUGAACGACCACACACCAUGGUUCCCCGACAAGCUGGUGUCAUUCGGUCUGUUAGAGGACGCUGCGGUCGGAUCGCUGGCAUUUGCUUUUCAUGCCAGGGACUCCGACGGGACAUAUCCUAACAGCGCUCUCCGCUACUCCCUAGACCUUGACUCUGAAUUCAGCCACUCCUCAUCACGCUUCCCCUUUCAGAUCAACCCAUAUACUGGGAGUCUGACUGUGACAAUACCUUUAGAUCGAGAGACCACCCCCAGCUACACCUUCACUGUGAAGGCCACAGACCAGGCAAAGAGGAAGGAGGAGCGUAAGCAGACGUCAGUGACGGCUCAGGUCUUUCUGCUGGAUGUGAACGAUAACCGGCCGGUGUUUGUGUCAGUGAACACAGUGCAGGUGAUGGAGGACGCAGAGGUGGGGAGUCUGCUGCAUCAUUUUGUGGCCAUAGAUGGAGAUCAAGGGGAGAACGGGGUCACCUCCUAUGUCAUCUUGGCUGGAAACAAGAAAGGAUUCUUCACACUAGAAGAGAAAACUGGCCUGCUGUUUCUUUCUUCUCCCCUGGAUUAUGAAACCCAAGGUCUCCACCAUCUGACUGUGCGUGCAGUGGACCAUGGCCUGCCCGUCCUCUCCUCCACCCAGACUUUGACGGUGGAGGUCUUGGACGUGAACGACCAGACCCCGGUCUUUAGUCAAAGUGUCUACAAUGCCAGCGUGGCUGAGAACAGAGACCCUGGGGAACCAGUGACCAGAGUCUCAGCUACUGAUGAUGAUUCAGAGGAGAAUGCUGUGGUGUGGUACAGUUUGCUGCCCGGCCCCGGGUACGAGCUGUUCAGCAUCAACCCAUACACCGGUCUGAUCACCACCACUUCCUACCUGGACCGAGAGCUGCAGCAACAAUUCACCCUCAGAGUCCAGGCUCGUGACAGCAGCACACGGCCUCUGUCGGGUACGGCCACAGUGCUGUGCUCUGUGCUGGAUGACAAUGACAACCCUCCAGAGUUCAUGCAGUCAUCCUUCCAGAUCAGCCUGCCGGAGAACCUGCCCCCCGGGGUCAUCCACACCGCUCAGGCCUCUGAUCCAGACCACGGAGAAAAUGGAACCAUUCAUUACUCCAUAAUAGGAGCAGAUUACAGAGGUCGCUUCACCAUCAACAGCCACACAGGAGCUGUCAGCACCACACAACUACUUGACCGAGAGGAGAGGCAAAAUUACACACUCACAAUCCAGGCCCGCGACUACGGCCCUAAACCACUCAGCUCCUCCACCCAACUCCAGCUGCUGCUGCUCGACCAGAACGACAACAUCCCCUCCUUCACCCUCAAAAGCUACCACGCCUCCAUCAGCGAGGGCCUCCCUGCGGGAGCAGAGGUGCUGCAGGUUAACGCCUUCGAUCCAGAUGAGGGCUCCAAUGGGGACAUAACGUAUUCUUUGACGGAGGACAACAGCCAGGGUGCCUUCUCCAUAGAUCCUCUAACAGGGUUGAUCUGCACCACCAGGUCUCUGGACCGGGAGAUCAGGGCAUCGUACACCCUCAGAGCUGUGGCUACUGACGGCUGCACCCAAGGGCCACUGAGCUCUAUGGCAACAUUGACAAUACAGGUCGAAGACGUGAAUGACAAUGUGCCAAUCUGUGAUGAAAAUCCGAUCAGUGCAUGGGUUUCUAUGAGGACUCUACCUAAUGAGAUACUUACCACAGUGACAGGAACUGACAGUGACCAGGGUGAUAAUGGGACAAUUCGGUUUACGUUGUCAGAUGAGGAGAAUCUAUUUGACAUCAACAGCGAGUCAGGAGAGAUCUCACUGAGGAGACGAAUCAGAGCAGGAUUCUCCGGGGGGAAGCUGCAAAUUCUGCUUUCAGACAGAGGACAACCUGCUUUGACCUCCACAUGCCUGUUUUUCAUCCACCUGAAGGGAGAACACGAAGGACUGCAGUUCACAAACAAAGUCUACAAUGCUACUAUCAAGGAGAACAGCAGAGCCGGCACUUGGAUAACUAAAGUGGAGGCCAGUGAUCAAAAAAACAGCAGACAGAGGAUUACAUACUCUAUAUUUAGCGGCAACGAAAAUCUAAUUUUCUCCAUCAGCCGUCACACUGGUGAGAUCCGUGUGCAGAAAGAUAACUCCCUGGACUUUGAAGUGAGCCCUCAAAUCCAGCUGGUGGUGCUGGCUGACAACGGGCUGCAGACGGCUCACUGCAGAGUCUCCAUCAGUCUGCUGGAUGUGAAUGACAACGCACCAGUCUUUGAACACAGCAGCUACAGAACAGCUGUCUGGGAGGGGCAGGUGCAAAACACCUACAUCAUGCAGGUAUUUGCAUCUGAUGGUGACAGCGGGAGGAACGGGCAGAUUGAGUACUCCAUCGUGAAUGGAAACAUAAAUGGAGCAUUCAUCUUAGACUCUGUUCGUGGGAUUCUUGCUACCAGUGUCUUACUGGACCGUGAGAUCAUCCCCUCAUACAAGCUGGUUCUGCAGGCAACAGACAGGGGAAACCCACCACUCAGCAGCUCCACAACAAUCAGAGUCCAAGUGGUGGAUAUUAAUGACAACAGCCCUGCCAUCCCCCCCAUGAAGCCUGUGCUUAUAGAAGAGAAUCUUCCGGCAGGUUACAUGGUCACCCAGGUGACUGCAAAUGACGUGGACCUGAGCUCCACCAUCACCUACAGCUUUUCAGACAACAGUAGCACCAAUGUUCCCUUUGCCAUUGAUCGAUACACUGGCGUGGUUACCCUGACUCGAGCUCUGGACUAUGAGGAACAGAUAGAGUACACAAUGACAGUGUGGGCCUCUGACUCCCUCCACCAGACCACCGGAGAGCUAAAGGUUCAAGUGCUUGACGUCAACGACAACACACCAGUCUUCACCAAGGUCUCCUACCAGGUGGAGAUGUCAGAGUUGGUCUCAGCAGACACAUUUGUUUUGUCAGUGUCUGCCACCGACAGAGACUCUGGACUCAAUGGCAAGAUCACCUAUAGACUGCUGUCAUCUCCUUUACAGGGCUUCUACAUCCAGCCAGACAAUGGGUCUGUUUUCACCAAUAAACCUUUGAAGGCCAUUACAAACAAUAAUCAGAUCCAUCUUCUGGUUGAGGCUAAAGACGAAGGGGAGCCUGUGCAGUCUGCGGUUACCUCCAUAGAUCUGCACAUUACAGACACAAAUGACCACGCACCAUUGUUCCGUCAAGAUGUCUACACAAUCACAGUUCCAGAGGACACACCUACUGACACCACAUUACUGACCCUGUCUGCAGAGGACCAAGACUGGAGCCCUGAAAAUACCCAUUUGGACUACACUAUUGUCAGGGGUAACGAGGAGAAGCGAUUCUGUCUGGAAGUAAAAAUGGCUCAGGUAGAGAAUCUCAUGAGGAAUGUGGGAAAGGUUGUUCUCUGUAACCCUUUGGAUCAUGAGAUGACAGAGAGCUAUUCACUAACAGUUAGUGUAGCUGAUCGAGGAACACCUCCACUGAACAGCUCUGCUGUUGUUAUGGUGACUGUUUCGGACUGCAAUGACAAUGCCCCCAUCUUUGUCAGCACAGAAUACCAUACCCAGGUGAGUGAAAACAGCCAUGUCGGUACCAGGCUGGUUCAGGUAAGUGCUCAGGAUCCAGACCUGGGAAUAAACGGACUGUUGCGGUAUGAAAUUAUCUCAGGGAACAGCAAAGGUCACCUAAGGGUCGACCCUCAGUCUGGCCUUCUGGUGGUCAACCACACUCUUGACUAUGAAGAAGACUCAAAAUACACCCUCACCAUCCGAGCAUCUGAUGGUGGUGAAUCCUCUGAGGAACGUAAAGUGGCUUUUACAGUGGUCUUUAUCACAGUUUUGGAUGAAAAUGACAACAGUCCAUACUUCAUGUUCCCUAGUGUUAACUGUUCUGUGCUGGAGAACCUCCCAGCAUUUACCCACACCUGUUCUGUCCAUGCUGUUGACAAUGACUUGGGUUCCUACGGACAACUCACCUACUCUAUUUUGUCCUCCUGCUUCAUGGACUAUGGCAGUGGUAGUCCAGAAAGGAAGGAGGCCUUUGCCAUUGAUUCCCUAACUGGGGACAUUCACACCAGACAGACCUUUGAUUAUGAACGAGAGAGUGAGUACUGUUUUGUAGUGGAGGCCAGGGACAAAGGCGAUAAAGCAGCUACAGUGAGAGUACAUGUGAGCAUCAAGGGAGUAGAUGAGUUCAGUCCAGUCUUUACUCAAAAUCAGUACCAUUUCCUCCUACCAGAGAAUGCUAAGCCUGGAGAAACAGUCGGUUAUGUGAUGGCAAUGGACCACGAUGGUGGGGUUGAUGGGCUGGUGGAGUACUCCCUUGUCAAAGCAUCACAGUUUUUCUCAAUAAACAAAACAAUUGGUGCCAUCUUUGUGUCAGGCCCUGUGGAUCGCAGACAAGGCAGUUAUGCUAAUGAGGACAUGGUGAAGCUGGUUGUGUCUGCAAGUAGCCCCAGACUGGCCUCCAAGACUACCUACUGUCUGGUUUUUGUCAAUGUCUCAAGCUCAGCAGUGGCACUUACUGGGAUGCCUCUUGAUGUGCACAUGCUCAGUUUGAGUGUCUCACUUAUAAUGUUCCUUCUCAUCCUUCUUAUAUUUGUGUGCCUGGUUCUAAGGUACAAGCUAAAGGAAGCGGCAGUCAAAAAAGCCACUGCCAUUGCUGCAAACUUAAACCAUGGCACAGGCUCGUUCUGUGGAUCAAAUAGUGGAACGCAAAGUCCGAUCUCUCUGCCAGAGAUGAAACGGCCCAGCAUCUUGGUGUCCAAUAGAGACGUUUCAAAUCAAUACAUUCAGUCUGACUCCAGCGGCCGUGGAUCGGCAGAAGGUGAGACAGCUGAGGACCAGGAGAUAAAGUGGAUUAAUGCUUACCCCUGCUGUAAAAGAGAUGAGUCUUUAGAAGGGAACCAGAUCAUGAAGAUACAAAACUCAGCUGCAUCAGCUGUGGACAAUAUCUCUUGCCACUCUAUUGAUGUAGGACCAGAGCAUAUUUUAUCACUCAAUAAAUGUUUAGUAUCGGGGAUGGCCAGCACAGAAAGCCUCCACCACUUCAAAGAAGAGGGAGGAGGUGAGGGACUUCUUCCAGCUAUACUGCGAGAGAGGGACAUACAGGAGUGCUUGAGAAUGAGUGGGUACGCACCCCUCUCAGGUGCCCAAGCCUCUGCAGAUUCUCUUUCAUCGCUGUUUUGUCUUGAGGAGCAGUUUCAAGGAAGCUACAACUGGGACAAUGUUUUGGACUGGGAGCCACGCUUUCAGACUCUGGCCUCAGUCUUUGACGAUAUCGGGAUGCUCCCUGAUGAGGAGCUUCAAGGGGGACGAGAGGAGUUAGCAGGGGAGACAAGCUAUCUCAUGUACCCACCCCCUCUCAUAACGGGAGUGGUUCAGCCUGGCAUUAGAACUGUACCGCCUCGAAAGCCAGUGCAUGUGCCACACCUGAGAAGGAAGCCAUCGUACCGCAAAUGUGUAUAUUCACCGUUAGCAAGGAACACAGGACUUACCCCUUCAGUGAUGACCCCUACUUUCUCCCCAUCACUUUCUUCUCUUACAGUUAGGACCCCCAGUGCCUCACCUGUUGUCUCUGAGACUGGGAUAGGGGGUAUCAGACUUGACUCAGGGCCUAUUACUGCAAGCCUGUUGGAGGCAGAAAUCCAGGUGUAGAUAUGCACUUAAUCCAAAUGUUUGUGUGACAUUCAAUUCCAUUAAACAUCAUCAUACAGGAAAACAAUGUGCCACGUUUUAAGGGACGUGAUGGGACGUUUGAUGACAUUCUAGUUCAUAUAUAACAAAAAUCAAUGCUACAUAUAUAUUACUGUUUCUAAAGAACUGUGAAGUACUGGGCUUUUUUAUUUUACUCAUAGGUUUUAUGAGUUUAGUGUCAAGGGGGAGAUACACGGCAAAGUUGCCAUUUGAACAUGAUGUAGCCAUUUCAUACCAAGAUUUGAAUUGUUUCUUAACUCACUUAUCUAAUAAAACUAAUAUCUGGAAAAUCCUAAA
This is a messenger RNA of Labrus mixtus (cuckoo wrasse), 10372 nucleotides long. RefSeq names its product dachsous cadherin-related 2 (gene dchs2). Gene Ontology annotation, cellular component: plasma membrane; catenin complex. Gene Ontology annotation, molecular function: calcium ion binding; cadherin binding. The transcript has 20 exons. The record is from RefSeq and is a predicted model, not a curated record. NCBI's taxonomy places the organism in Eukaryota, Metazoa, Chordata, Actinopteri, Labriformes, Labridae. Bases 218 to 10036 code for a protein of 3272 amino acids. Gene Ontology annotation, biological process: homophilic cell-cell adhesion.